This is a messenger RNA of Caenorhabditis elegans, 298 nucleotides long. RefSeq lists its product as uncharacterized. The transcript has 2 exons. Lineage: Eukaryota; Metazoa; Nematoda; Chromadorea; Rhabditida; Rhabditidae. Bases 8 to 298 code for a protein of 96 amino acids. The record is from RefSeq and is marked reviewed.
AUUCAACAUGAAUUUCAUCGUCUACCUUCUCGCCCUUAUCGCCUGUGUUGCUAACUUCGGGUUCUGCCAGAAUAUUCAGGAUGCGGCCUCAAAUAUUAUUGGACAAGGAACAAGAGCUAUUCGAGGAUUUUCUCUGUUUUUACCACAUUAUAACAAUGGUCCUCUUCUUGUGUUCAAGCAAGGAGGAGCUACAAACGGUAUUCUUGAAGGCGGGGCUGAAAGCGACGGUCUUUUUGAAAUAGGAGUUGGUAAUCAAAGAGAUCAUGACACAGAUUUCAUUGCUGAAUCAGCAAUUUGA